GGGGGAUUGAAUAAUUUUCACUUUUUAGCCGAUUGUAUACGCAAAUUAUGCCAGAAUUACGCCGAUCAACCAGAGUAGCAGCGGCAGCAGCCGCUGCUGCUGAACCAAAAUCUACAGAGCCAGCUCUUAAGAAACAAAAGCCAGCCCCUAAAAAGGGAAAGGCAGUAGCUACUGAAACUCCAAAGAAGGAAGAAAAAGUUGAACCUAAGGAAGAUGUUAAAGAAGAAGAAAAACCAACAGAAAAAAAGUCAGAACCAGAGUCAGUAUCCGAGCUUGAAGUCGGCGACAAGAUCCCAGAAUGGACUUUCCUUGACCAGGAUGAAAAGGAAAUCCAUCUUGCCAAACUUGAUCGUUCAAUUGUGGUGAUCUUUUCAUAUCCAAGGGCAUCUACCCCAGGGUGUACUAGACAAGCUUGUGGAUUCAGAGACAACUACAAUGCAUUAACUUCCAAGGCAACCAUCUUGGGAUUGUCUGCAGACUCUCCAAAGGCUCAAAAGUCGUUUGCUACCAAGCACGGUUUCCAAUAUAGUUUAUUGUCCGACCCAAAGAAGAAGCUUAUUGCUGCCUUGGGAGCGCGCAAAGCUGAUGGUAAGAUCGCAAGAUCACACUGGAUCUUUGUCGAUGGUGUAUUGAAGGUCAAGAAGAUUGGUAUUUCUCCUGAAGUCAGUUUCAAGACUGCCAAGGAAGACGUCGAAGAAUUUGCAAAGUAAUUUAAUAUUAAGAAUCAAAACAUAAAAAGUAAUCAUCCUUUAGUUCAAUGUACAAAUGUAAAUGAAAUAUAUUGUAAGACCAUAAUGUAUGGUUACAUAAAUGAGGUAUUUUGCUAAGCUAGAACUAGUUCUAUAUACUAUUUGGUACGUAA
Molecule: messenger RNA, 862 nt
Organism: [Candida] anglica
Lineage: Eukaryota; Fungi; Ascomycota; Pichiomycetes; Serinales; Debaryomycetaceae
Source: the annotation of a GenBank genome assembly